Malurus melanocephalus (red-backed fairy wren) is the source of this 7539-nucleotide messenger RNA. It is a transcript of the gene C2CD2L, whose product is annotated as C2CD2 like. Gene Ontology annotation, molecular function: phosphatidylinositol binding; phosphatidylinositol transfer activity. Bases 76 to 2112 code for a protein of 678 amino acids. Lineage: Eukaryota; Metazoa; Chordata; Aves; Passeriformes; Maluridae. Gene Ontology annotation, biological process: positive regulation of insulin secretion involved in cellular response to glucose stimulus. The transcript is spliced from 15 exons. The record is from RefSeq and is a predicted model, not a curated record. Gene Ontology annotation, cellular component: cytoplasmic side of apical plasma membrane.
GGUGCCGCGAGCGAGGCGGCGCCGCAGCCCGCCCGCUAUGCCCGCCGCGCCGCCGUGAGGCCCGCGCGCCGCGCCAUGGGGCCGGACCUAGGCUGGGCCGCGCUGGUGGUGCUCUUCGCCGCCUCUCUGCUCACCGUGGCGGCCUGGCUGCUGCAGUACUGGCGGUCCGCGGCCCUGCGAGCGCCACGGCGGCGCGCGGCGGCUGCGGAGGAGGCCGGAGCCCGGGCGCUGCUCGCGGCACUUCUCGCACUCAGGUCCCUACGGGAGCAGUGGCAGCGAGCUUGGGUGCGAGCUCUGAACAGCCAGGCACGCCGUCACGGGAGUUCAGUGCAGAUCACAUUUGAAGAGGGUCCUCAGUUACCGCAAGCUGCAAAUAUAAGUUGUGUGACAUGCAAGGGACAGUCGGACCACAGCAUGGUGCUGUGCUGCCAUCUGUCAGCUGAAGCUGUGAAAUUCCCUGUCUCUGUUACUCAGCAGUCUCCAGUUGCUGUUUCAGUGGACACAUAUCAUGUCACUUUGGCUGUGCUGCAGGCUCAGUUGGAGAUCUGCUUGGAGGAGGUACAGAAUGAGGGCCUCCUAGUGUCGUGGACAUUCAAGGACAAACCAGACCUGGACCUUUUGGUUCUUCCACGACUUGAGCUUCCUGAGGAUGAAGGGAUAGUGGAUCUGUCCACUAUAAAGGAUCUGAUCGAGGAUACCAUUGUCAGCACUCGGCCAGCCAUGACGGUGAAUCUGAUGGCCUGCACCGGUGGAGCCAGUGUGGUACCCAGCAAUAAGUUGACUCAAGAGUCCCCGUCCGGAGUAGCAGCAGUCCCUCUGGGUUCUAAGCUGUUGCUUCGGAAUCUUCGAGUGGUGAACUUGGGCUGCCAGGGGAAGGGAGGAGUUGGGGAGAUACGCUGCGUGGCAGAGUUAGACAGCCCCCCGCAGCAGAAGUGGACGAGGCCAAUGACAGGUGGCAGUGUUCGUGCUGCAGGAGAGAUGGAGUGGAAUGACGAGUUCUUUCUGGAGUUGGGACCUAAAAGCAAAGAACUGAAACUACAGGUGCUGGGGAGCAGCGACGGAGGGACAAACGUGCUGCUGGCAUAUGCCACGCUUUUGAUUGAUUCUUUGGGCAGACAACCAUCUGGGAGACAGGUCUGCUCACUGGCCCCAGGAGCUGGACAGUCACUGACAGCUGAAGCUACCAUUACAUUGGAGCUGCUGUUCCAGGAAUCUCCUGCAUCUUUGAAUACUCAGCACGCCACAUCUCUGCGAACCAGCAUCACCCCCACUAAGAAGGUGGAGAUGGACCGGACCAUCAUGCCCGAUGGCACUAUCGUGACUACUGUCACUACAAUUCAGUCCCGGCCCAAGGCAGACUGCAAACUGGAUUCACCAUCGAGGUCGCCUUCCAAGGUGGAAGUGACCGAAAACAAGACAACAGUGCUUUUGGAGACCGGCUGUCCUCACAGGCACUUGCCCAGCGGUAGCCGGGAUAGCCAUAUGCCCAAUGGCUUGGAUCCGGUGGCCGAGACAGCAAUCAGGCAGCUAACCGAGACGAAUAACAAGACCACCAAGAAGACACCAACAAAACGUAGUACACUGAUCAUCUCAGGAGUGUCCAAGGUACCUAUUGCUCGAGACGAAAUGGCGCUUUCUCUGGGUUAUGCUGCAUCUCUGGAGGCUACAGUCUGUGGGGACUCUGAGGCAGAGGGCACAGGUGAUCGGAUGCAYGAUUCUCCCGAAUUGUCACAGCCACUGGAAGCGUCACCAUUGGGACAAAGGGACAGUCAGGAGCUGGAUGAGACAACGCGAUCAGACAUCUCUGAAAGACCAUCAGUGGAAGAUGUUGAGUCUGAAACUGGCUCCAUGGGAGCCCUUGACACCAGGAGCUUGAAAGAUCACAAAGUUAGCUUUCUUCGGAGCGGUACCAAGCUCAUCUUCCGGAGAAGGAGCAAGCAGAAGGAAGCGGGCCUGAGUCAGUCACAUGAUGACUUGUCUAAUGCCACCGCCAGCUCCAUCACCAGAAAGAAAACUGGCAGCUUCUCUCACCGCCUCAUCAAACGCUUCUCCUUCAAGUCUAAAUCCAAACCCAAAGGUUGUGACAGCAUAUCAGCAGAGGCUGUCACCUGAGGUGCUCUGCAGGGUGAUGCAUUCCUGGGCUGUGAGCUGUCACAGGACAGCUGUCAGAGUUGUGGUCCUCCCCCCGGAUCAGCUGCUGGAGCAGUCUGUGGUUCAGACAGCAUUGAGGAACCCCUGCUUCCUUGGUGAAGGAAGGAAUCUCCAGGAAGAAGGAAGAUUUAACCACUGCACGAGUUUUUGUAGAAGCCUGAACCCUCACAAGAACUCCUGGUCAGUGCUGGUGAUUCUGCCACGCUGUUACACAGCACUCCUUCCACAUCUGUGUUGUUGAACAGGGACUGUACCAAAUGCACCAGCUACUGUAUGAGCAGUUCCCUUACUCUUGGGAAUGGUUGGGAUGUUGCCAAAGGGCUGCCAGGCUGUCUUCCAGACCUGCAGAGCGUCGGGUCGCAUGCUGUCAUGCUUCUUGUGCCAAGGAGUGGCACCAUGGUGGGGAUGGAUGACGAGGAAUAAGGCAAGGAAUGUAGGGAAGGGCAGUCUGGUUUGCAGCCUGAAGGCACGUGGCAGAAAGAGGGAAGAGUUUACAUGUUUUCACCUGUAGUAGAAGGAAUGUUUCUGGAUUGCAUUUGGUAUUUCCUUUCUUCUUGCAAACACCCUGWAUAAACAUAGGGCAUUUCUACAGCACGUAUUUGCAGAGGGAGAAGUGUGCAGGGUAACAUAGAAUCUUUGUGCAGGAGGAGACACCAGUUUGACAUAGCCUUCUUUUGCCGGAUUGGUGCGGUGCUGUCACACGCAGUUCUGUCCCUCUCAGGCACACAUUUGCUCUCCAAGUCUCGGAGUCUGGUUCCAGUUUGGCAUUCUCUCUAAUGCACCAUGCCCUCUAUGACUCGUAGCUAUUGCAGAUUUUUUAAAAUUCCUUUUAACACCAUUUCAAGGUAUUAGUCCUUGAAAUUUGAAACCAGACGUAACUGUUUCUCUUGUGGGAUGCAGUGAAGCCUUACAUUAGAAAUGCUGGUUUGAGUGGAAGAGCCUACUAUCCACAUAUGGGUUAAUCACAGGACCUGCCACGAAUCUUAUUUGAUAGUCCUGUGUUCUUUUCUUUAAACUGUAAGAGCAGCUUGAUCUGUCUUGGUGCGGAGUGGCUAGAGGUGAAUGCCGAGGAUCACCAUUGUUCUUCGAAGUCAGGGAUCUGAGGCUCAUGUACACCAGGAGGGCUGUGAGGGUUAGCCAGUGUUGUCCUUGUCAAGGUAGAUGUGAGGCAAGGAAGGCAAGGUUUGUGUCUGACAAACACAUACCUAAAUUCUUGACUGGCAUGCUAAGGUCUGGCUUGGAGGAGAAGGUGAUAGGAGAGGGAGUAAAAUGUAAUCUUGAGUUCCUCACUGGCCUCGGGGACCCUUUCUAGCCAUGUUAAAUGGGCAAUUCCUGUCAUGUGUCCAUGGCUUUCCUGUUUUGUUCCCGUUCCAGGCUGUGCUUGCCAAUGACUUGCAGUGUAGGUACUGGUUUUGAUUUUGAACUUUCAUGUGGCAGAAGACUCCUGCCCUGUGCUCAGCAGAAUGAAUGGCAUGUGGGAAGCAUGCCAAUAGGGGCAUAUCUUCCCUUGAAUUUAUAGCAGUGUUUUUUACCACAGGCAAUAAUAUGUGCUGCAGAUCUGUGUCUGGUUAGACAGCUUGCAGAGGAAAGGGGUGUUGUCAAGUGCUGACGGAGCGCAUCCCCAAAAAUUAAGUCCUACAUCCGCUUGUGUUUUGUACACAUUUCCUGAUGUUUUGUUGCUUCUCAAAGUUGUACAGCAUGGAACUGAUAAAUGUAACCUUUAAUCUUCUCGGCAGACCGUUUUACAGGGUGUUUGGCUAAAGUGCCAUUUGAGGAACAGAGGGAUAGCAGGGCACGGCCCUGCUGAGUGCGUUGGAAAUUUUUUUGAUUCUGAUGCGCUUCUCAUUAAUUGUGUCGAUCCUUUCUUCUCUUACCUGAACAAGGUGUCCUUUCUGGCCCAUGGAGAUGUUUUCUUCCCCCAAGCAGCGGGUGCUGGUUUUGUUAGUCCUGAGUAUGUGAGCACAGGUGACUCCCCUGGUUUCUCAACGGCAUGAAUGGUAACAAAUCUGCCUCAUGGUGGAGGUGUGAGUAUUGGUGUGAGAAACAAUUCUAAUCAUCUGAGAUGGAAAGGGACGAUCACGUAGGGUUUUGUUCUCUAGAAGAUGCAAAGAUGAAGUCCCUGAGAAUUUCCCCCCAUUGUAUUGGUGCUUUAAGAAACUUCAUUUGUAUUUAAUCCCUGCUUGUGCUUCUGGCUUUAGGACAGAAGAAACGCUGUUUGCAAUCUUCUUGCCCUGUGUAACUUCUUUCAGAUACCUGUGCCGUCAUCUUGGUACUGCUGUGGCCUCUCUGGCAUUUCAUAGUGCCUGGGACCACAGAGCAACCCCGUGAAUGGUGCAGGCCACCGUCAAACUUUUUAAGCUCGAAUGAUCUGCAGUCGGCAGAUUGUUGUCUCAGGGUAGGUUCACUGUUUGCACCUUGUGAAAUUGGUCCUUGACCCAAUAUAUGGUGGAAGAUGAAUAGCAGAGCGGUGGACUCGAAUGCUUGGAGGCUUCUGAAGGAGUUCAGCCUGUCUAUGAGGGCCUGCCUUCCAAAUGCUGUGUCUUGCUACUGGCUGCACAAGCAGGAAUGGUGACUUGUAAAUGAAGCCAAAGUAGGUAAUUUGUUGGGAUUGUUUUGGUUUUUUGUUUGUUUUGGUUCGCUUGGAGGGUUUUUUGUUUGUUUGUAGGUUUUGUGGGUUGUUGGGGGUUUUUUGUUUUAUUUGUUUGUUUGGCUCUUUUGGCUGACCGCAUUUUCUAGAAUUUACCUAUGCUGUGUAUUUUUGCUUAUGCGAAGGAAAUAGAUUUAUGAUAGCUGUAAGUGUAUUUCUGUCUGGAUACAUUCUUUUCCUAUGUUUUGGCAAGCUUUUUAAGAGUCUGGUCAUCAAAAACCCUCGGUGUUGGUCCAUGAAAGAUACCCGCUUGAGUGGGUGAAMAGUGGAUGCAGAAAAAUAUUAAAGAAACCUUAAAACCUCCAUGUUCUGAGGGUGCCAUAGGAUUUAGCAUGGUGGAUCUGUGAUGCAAGAGGGAUUGGGUGCACAGAUGUGUAUUUGCACCUGYUUGUAAUUGUCACUCUGCAACUGCCUAUACCGGUAACGGUGCAAAGUGACUGAGCAUGACAGUGCCGAUAGGUGGGACAGGAGAGUGGCCCUACCAGCUUCUGUGGCACUCAUAUCCAUUUCUUGCACAGACCUCUGCAGUGCCAGACAUGAGCAAGCAAGUCCAGCUCCUGCCCCUGCAAGCACCCUCAUGCUGCUAAUGUAGUUGAGGGUGGUUUUAGGCAGCUUGACUGAAACGGGGAAGAGCGAGGGAAGGCUGCUCGGAUGGAGAGGAUGUUCAGUGGAGGGGAAUGUACUGAAAACUUCCUCAAACUGAUUUAAGAGCACCACAGUCACGUGCCGUUUCCAGACUGGGACUGGGUGCAUGGCAAAUGUUUUGUUACCUUUUUUUGCUUUAGCAAUGCAAUAGUUCUUUUGGGUCAUUCUUUACUAAAUCUACAGAGAAAUCAUUGCUGGGUAGCUGUGGAGACAGUGGAAUGUUGGGAGGGCUGUCAUUUGUGUGGGGUUUCGUCUUUUUAUAUUGUUCUCUCCACCCCACGUCCCCUACUGCAAGGUCACCGGUGAGUGUCGUGGUGGAGGAACGUCCCAGUGGUGGUCAAACGUAUGGCAAAGGUGUACUUGUGAUAUUGCAGCUCCUACAGGCACGACUGCUUCGCAUCACCCCUUUCCUUGCUAGUAAAAUAUCGGACCAAAUACCCACACGGAAUUUGAUUUAGUGCCCCUCCUUUUGUGUGCUCUUUUGUGCUGUGAUGCUUUCUGUCUGGGUGGAUUAUUUUCACCCCAUAUUGUUUAGGCAGGAUAAAUUUGGAACUGUGUAGCUAAUAAUGAAAAUAAAACUACUUCUUGCACCUUUGUAAAUCUUGAAGAAGAAUUCUAUUGCUGUGUAAUUGCUGAUUCUUAACUUAUUAAACCACAUGAGAAUCAAAACCUGAGUCCGACUUCAUACCUGGUGUAGUGCUGUGGCUUUUCCUCCAACCUGUCCCUGUAUCCCAUAAAUUCUUGUACUUAAAUGAUGGCAAACUGUGUAUACCCAAGCAAGGGUUUAUAAUGCACUGAAACAUUUAAAUGUGAGGGGGUAAACCGAGGCUCUUUCACUCUGGGUUAGCACAUAGGAAAAAUACCAGCAGUGGAGGAGAAGCUGAGCAGGGUAUCAGAGAGGUUAUUUGGGUCCUCCCAAAAAGAGGAGGUUACAGCCCAGAAAUGCUUGGAUGUUAAGGGGAUGUGUUUGUGCAAAAAGUACUAAAAGGUUUUCUUUCUAAUCUUUACUCUAUAAAUUACUAAGAGUAGUAAAAAAAGAAAAAAAUUAAAAUAUAUUUCAGAAUACAUUCCUGUAUCACCUUUUUUUUUAAUACUGGAUUUUUGAGUAUGAGAAAUUCUAAAUAUAUACCUUUUAAAUAUGGAAAUACAACUUUUGUAUAUACAAAUUAAACAAYGGCUUGAACAUGGAAGAAGAUUUGUAGUAGCUGUAAACCGUAAGCGUCCUUGUAAGUGUUCUGUACCCUGCUUAUGCAAAGCUCCUGCAGAAAUGUCCCUGGCUUCCCUGCCAGAGCCACCUCCUCGGGGAGACCAGGUGGCAGACUGGCGUCAGCACAGGACCCGAGGCUGCUGCAGCGGCCCCGGUGCCAGGUGUAAAGCAAAGCCCUCUGUGGCACGGCAAGCACAUAAUGUUUGUAGUCUAAAAAGUGGUAGCGAACAGAACGGGGGGGCAAAAGGUGCUGCAGGGCACAGAACAUCGCACCGAGAAAAUGCUGAAGGAAAAGCUCUCGUGCCAAGGGACAGCACCUGAGAAAGCAGGUCAGCGUGCGGGGUCCCAGGGGGAAAUUGCCUCUUUCAUCUCAUUAGUCCCUCCCCAGGGCCCCCAGUCCCUGCACAAUGCCCUCAGAAAAGAGAAGGGUUAUUAAGAGGAAAAGAGUUUAAACUGAGAGUAGAAACUUCCCUUACCAUUAUUGUCUGGGUCCAAAUUGAGCGGGAACACCUUUUCCCUGUGAUUGUAAUGAUGGCACUUGAAGGCAACCCUGCCUUUCCCAUGCAUUAGGGGUAUAAAGCAGAUUUGGGGGUGAGAGCGGCUGUGGGGACUGGUGUCUGGGUAAUCUUUAUCAGUUUCUAUGGGUCAGAAACACCUCUGCCUUUCAGAAGGCACUGCAGCUUAUCUUUGUGUAUGAGUCCCUGGAAUUUGACGAUUUCUCUAAUAAACCUUGGCCACCUACACGGAGGUCUCCCAGUCCCGUGCCAGACCAAGCCUGGCACCUGCAGCUAGGUGCUGGCUGCCGAGGCUCUUAGCAGCCWCACCUCUGGAUGAGGAGCAGUGCAGCCAAGUGAGAUGCAGUUACAACCGUUGCCCUGGUCUAAUCUGU